AUGAAAUGGACUUUGAAAACCCUUGCCGUAGAUGAAGAUGAAUUUGGUUUGAAAAUGUCAAAUAAGAGAAGAUUAGAAAGUACACCGAUUAUAUGUUCUUCUUCAGUUGGAGAAUCAUCGAGUAGUACAGUUAGAAGAUCACCUUUGUCAAACAUCACCAAUGCAUUACUUGCCGCACAUAGAAGGAAAAUGCGCAAGCUUUAUCUCGAUGGUAGGCGGAAAACUUUAAAUAAACAAAAUAAUGUUCCGCGUGGUAGAGGCUCAUCUAAAGUUGUUAAAAGAUCCAACUUCAUCAACCAAGAGAAUUAUAAUCCUAAUAUUCCUUCAUCAUCUAAUACUUUCCACACACUUCAUAGUGUGAAAUCUUUAACCACAACAACACCCUUAAGUGGUCUAACAAACGGUACUCUUAAUUUGGAUAACCAAUUAACCCCUACUUCUACCAGUUAUCCAUCUUCUGUGCUUUCAAACAUUGUUACACAAAAUAGCAACUCUAUUCAAGCUUCUUCGUUGACAAAGCUUAAAUCUGGUAAACAAAAGAUUUUACCUAAAAAACGCGUUAUCGAACCUAUUCCAAUGGUAGAUCUUACUUCUGAUGAUGAGAAUGCAGAGUUACAUUGCAUUCAAGACCCUUUUAAAGGUUUAUCCAAAGAGUACUUGGAUCAUGGUAAUCAAAGCCUUAAAUGUGAGAUGUGUGACUCAUUAUUAUGGUCUGAUGAAGGUGGAAAAGGGAGAAUUACAUUUGGUAAAUUAACUUAUUACUUAUGUUGUGGUUAUGGAAAAGUGGAGCUUCCAGAUUUGAAAGAGCCUCCUUCAAUAUACAAGGAUCUAUUUGUAAAUUGUGGUUUGGUACCUGCACCUGGAAAAGAUCCAAAGUUUUCUCAGCUUUAUAUUUAUGAUACUGAUAAUGAAGUUUCAAACCGAAAAAGGUUGUUCAGUGAUUCUACGAAUAAGUCGGAUGGGCAUUUAAAGCAUAUAGAUAUUCAUCUAAUUAAGUUUAUAAAAGACUUCUUGGAUCGUAAUAAUGAGUUGGUUAAAAGUUAUAGAAUGGAAAGAAACCAUUUCAAUGACAAUCCUAAUGAAAACUUCAAGCUUCGUCUCAUUUACAAAAGAGAUCUUGAUGGUCGUACUUACAAUUUGCCCUCAACUUCAGAAGUUGCUGCAUUGAUUGUUGGUGAUCUCGAACGAAUAAUUGAUCAUCGUGAUAUUGUUGUUGAGUCGCACACUGACGGUCUUCAACGUAUUAGUGAACUUCAUCCAUCGUAUUUAGCUCUUCAGUAUCCAAUCCUUUUUCCCAAUGGUGAUGACGGAUAUAGAAUAGACAUUCCACAUAGGGACGGUGUACGAACCUUAAAAAAAAUUCGUCCCAAAUGUACAAUGAGAGAAUUCUUUGCUUAUAGAAUUCAGGAUCGAUCAACUUCUUUUUCUCUAAUUUUAAAUGCUCGGAGACUGUUCCAACAAUUUUUAGUAGAUGCAUACACCAUGAUUGAGAGUGAAAGGCUUAAUUAUAUCCGAUUUCAGCAGAAACAUCUUAGGUCUGAAACAUAUGAAAAUCUCCAAAAGUUGAACAAUCAAGGAACAAAUGAUUUAUCUAAUACCGGUAUACGGGUAGUCUUACCAUCAUCUUUUACCGGUGGUUCUCGGUAUAUGCAGCAAAACUAUCUUGAUGCUAUGGCUAUAUGUAAAUGGUUUGGAUAUCCGGAUUUUUUUAUUACGGUUACAUGUAAUCCGAAGUGGCCAGAGAUUAAACGAUAUCUUCGAGAUACUUCAAUCAACCCUGAGGAUAGACCAGACAUUUUGUGUCGAUUUAAGAUAAAGCUAGAUUCAAUUACAAAGGAUCUGAAGGACAAAAAUAUAUUUGGAGAACUAAGCGCAGCCGUUUAUACUGUCGAAUUUCAAAAACGUGGAUUGCCUCAUGCUCACAUUUGCAUUUUCUUGAAACCGGAAUCCAAACUUCUGUCCAUUGAUCAUUUAGACAAAUUUGUUUCUGCUGAGAUACCGGAUAAAAUUGAAGAUCCUAGCCUCUAUGCCCUUGUAUCCGAAUUUAUGAUUCAUGGUCCAUUUGGGAAUGCAAAUCCAAAUUGUCCUUGUAUGGUUGAUAGUAGAUGCUCAAAGAAUUAUCCAAAAAAAUUCAACCCGGAAACAACCACAGAUGCUGAUGGUUUCCCUGUAUAUAGAAGAAGAGACAAUGGUAAGACUAUUAUAAAGUCUAAAGUUCAAUUAGACAACAGAAGUGUUGUUCCUUAUAGUCCCGUUCUUUUAAAAAGAUACCAGGCACACAUUAAUGUUGAAUGGUGCAAUCAAGCUGGUUCUAUCAAAUAUCUGUUUAAGUACAUUAAUAAAGGUGCAGACAGAGCUUCGCUUGUCGUGUCAAACAGAGAUGGUAUAGAAAAUGAAGAAAAGGCAAAGGAUGAGAUCAAAGCCUAUUAUGAUUGUAGGUAUGUUUCCGCCUGUGAAGCUUCAUGGAGGAUAUUUGCAAAUGAAGUUCACUACAGGUUUCCUCCAGUUAUGAGACUUCCUUUUCAUCUUGAAGGUCAACAAAAUGUUGUGUUUGGAGCUGAAGACGAUAUAGAGGUUGUUUUGGAAAAGCCAUCAGUCUCGUCUUCGAUUUUUCUAAAGUGGUUUGAGAUGAACAUAAACGACGAAGAAGCCCGCAAACUUACUUAUGUUGAGUUUCCUACUAAAUUCUGUUGGAAAUUAAAAGAGAGAAUAUGGGCACCACGUAAAAGAAAACUGUUACAGCUCGGACGCAUUCAUUCGGUGUCCCCCUGCACUGGAGAUGCGUGUUACGCUAUGGGUUUGUUGGAUGAUGACAUGGAAUAUAUUGAAGCUAUCAAAGAAGCCAGUUUUGUGGAAGAUGGUCGUUCUACUCGUGCACUAUUUGUUACUUUGCUUUUGUCAAACACUUUAUCAAGACCCGAAUAUGUAUUUGAACAAACAUGGAAAUACUUGGGUGAUGACAUUUUAUAUAACAGAAGAAAAGCUACAAAAAACAAAGAACUUGUAAUGUCGGAUGAGAGAUUGAAGAAUCAAACAUUGGUGGAGAUUGAAAAAUACUUGAUCAGAAACGGUUCGUCAUUGAAACGAUGGUCAACAAUUCCUUAUCCUGAUUAUGAUUCAUUUGCUGUUGGAAACAAUCGCUUGGUUGACGAAGAACUAUCUUUCGAUAUUCCUCAUAUGCAUAGCGAGUUAGUUACUCUAAAAUCUUCUCUAACUGAUGAACAACUCUCCGUUUAUAAUCAAAUAAUGGCAGCCGUUGAAGGUGAUAAAGGAGGUGUAUUUUUUGUUUACGGCUAUGGAGGCACAGGUAAGACAUUUUUGUGGAGGACGUUAGCCUUAUCGGUUAGGUCUAGAGAGCAGAUUGUUCUAAAUGUUGCUUCCAGUGGUAUUGCUUCCUUACUAAUGUCUAGAGGUAGAACAGCCCAUUCUAGAUUUCACAUUCCCAUAAAUUUAGAUGAGAGUUCUAUGUGUCACAUACGGCCUGAUGGUGAUGUAGCUUACUUACUUAAACAUACUAGGUUGAUAAUAUGGGAUGAAGCACCUAUGGUACACAGACAUGCUGUCGAAGCUUUAGAUAGAACAUUUAAAGAUGUGUUGAUCGACAAAAGCAAUAUUAAUUCGGAUUGUUUGUUUGGAGGUAAAGUAAUCGUCUUUGGUGGUGACUUUAGACAGAUUCUUCCAGUAAUUCCAAACGGAAGUAGGCAACAAAUUGUCAACGCUUCGUUGAGUUCAUCUUAUAUAUGGUCCUAA
Messenger RNA from Helianthus annuus (common sunflower), 3750 nucleotides. RefSeq lists its product as uncharacterized. Lineage: Eukaryota; Viridiplantae; Streptophyta; Magnoliopsida; Asterales; Asteraceae. The record is from RefSeq and is a predicted model, not a curated record. Gene Ontology annotation, molecular function: DNA helicase activity. The transcript is spliced from 11 exons. Gene Ontology annotation, biological process: telomere maintenance; DNA repair. The coding region runs from base 1 to 3750 and encodes 1249 amino acids.